Messenger RNA from Maylandia zebra (zebra mbuna), 1015 nucleotides. Lineage: Eukaryota; Metazoa; Chordata; Actinopteri; Cichliformes; Cichlidae. The record is from RefSeq and is a predicted model, not a curated record.
AUGGAUCCAUGGGGUCAGGAAAGCCAGAAGCAGGGGAACUGGAGAGGCACCCAUAAAUUUGUGACAGAGGGGGAGCACCUGAUGCUCACAGCCAUCACCAAAGAACAGUCGGGAUCUUAUGAAUGCAUUGCAUCUAAUGACAUCUCAAGCCCGGAUGUCAGGACAGUGCAAGUCACCGUCAACUAUCCUCCCUUCAUUUCUAAAGCGAGGAGUACAGGCACUUCAGUUGGACAAAAAGGAAUUCUGCAAUGUGAAGCCUCUGCUGUCCCAAGGGCAGAUUUUGAGUGGUACAAAGAAGACCGCAGGCUCCUCAAUGGACUAAACGGGGUAAAGAUAGAGAAUCAAGGGAAACAGUCUAUGCUUAUCUUUUUCAAUGUCUCAGAAGAAGACUAUGGGAACUACACUUGUGUUGCUAUGAACACCAUGGGAAUCACUAAUGCCAGUAUAAUACUCUAUGGUCCUGGUGCAAUGCAUGACGUGAACGGGGCUGCUGCGCUAUCACAUUGCUUUGUAUGCCUCCUGCUUACUAUAACCUCAGUCUACCUUCUCAAGUUCUAAUGUGAAAUGCUACCACCUUGGAGCUUCUCUCAGAAUUGAAAACCAAGAACAGACUUUUAGUCCUGUAAGAAGAAUGGAAACCCAAGAUUGCCAGUGGUCCACCCUAUUUUUUUUCUUUUUCUCUGUUGUUUUUCUUUCCUUUUUCUGGCUUUGCAUCAGAGUCUGUUCUCUGUUGGCUUGUCAAGAGUGAGAAGCAUCAACCUGCAGAAGCAAAGAUUUUAAAUAAUGCACUAAUUUGAUGAUGGUAGAACUUCUGAGUUCGUGUCUCCCCCAACCUUUUUAUAUGUGAACAUGGAAAAAAAAAUACAUGUAACUGUUGAUAGUUGACUGUUUAUUGCCCAAUUCUGAAGUGUACAUUCAGAUUAUUAUUAUUAUUAUUAUCGUGUCAUGUCCUGUUCAAUAUCUGUACAAUAACAUUAAGCUUUUUUAGGUAAAUGAUAAAAAGGGAAAAAUGCAA